CUACAUGCAUGAUGCAUAUGUUCACCCUGAGGCAGCUUCCAUUGGCACAAGUAGCACGACGAACUACGUCGAUCCUUGGGCUGCCAAAGGCAAAAAGGGCGUCUUCCACCCCCCACGAGUGUGUGACAACAGCUUAAUUGCGGCCAAAUCAUGCAAUCAUGGUAUUAUUGGUACCGCGAGGCGCUGGCACUCUCCAGACGGGUCUCCACGUUGCUGUCCAAUGUGCGGGAGUUGAGUCGCCAAAAGACUAUGCUGUCCAAUGAGAACAGUGAACUGAGGGGCAAGGCGUGGGGGUUGGAGCGCGAAAAGACUAGAAUGUUCAACGAGAAUCGUGAGCUCCAGAGCCAGGUCUCCACACUAGGGUGCAAGGCACGAGAGUUGCAGGGCCAGAACACCAAACUUUCCGAUGAGCUAGCCAAGCAACGGGAGGACACAAGGAAGGCAGGCCUGCUGUUCAUGGACGCCGCCGAUACGUACCAACAAGCAGCAAAGAAGCAAAUCAAGACAAAGGUGGAGGAAUUGCAGGACACUAGGAAGGCGAGCCUGCUUCUGAUGAACGCUGCCGACGCGUACCAAGAUGUAGCGAAGAAGCAAACUAAGGCGAAGGUGGAGGAAUUGGAGGACAUGAAGGCAGCGGUUCUAGUGUUGAUGAGCGCUGCGGAUUCGUACCAGCAAGAAGCAAAGAGGCAGAUUAAGGAGAAGGCGGAGGAGUUGAAGAUCCUAAGGGUCCAGAAGGCGGAGAUGGAUGCGAGGGCAGCGUCUUUGGAGUCGGAGCUCAAUGCAGCUCUGUAUAAGAAUCAGGAAUUGGAGGUGGGUUAUGAUUCGGUGAAGGGUGAAAAUAACGAGCUUCGGUCAGAGAUUGAGAGGCUCAUGAUGGAAUUGGGUGCAUUGAUGGACGCGGGAGAGGCAGCUACAAAGGCAUUUGAUGGUGAGAGGACAGAAAUCAUGAAGGAAUUCGAAGACCUUAGGAUGAUGAAGGUUGAGGAAACUCAAGCCAACAAGGAUUUAACGAAGGUUAAAAAUGAUAAGCUUCCGUCGGAGGUGUUGAUUGCAGACCAAAAUGAUUGAAACAGAUGUUUAGAAGGAAUGAACACUAAAAUACAUUGGUGCUUUCAAAUGGCUUUACCAUUGAGAAUUGAGAAAUAGAUAAUAAUUAUGAUAUUGCUUAUCAAAAUACAUUAUACAUGAAGGAAUUUUAUCUAUUUUAAUUAGAU
Messenger RNA from Setaria italica (foxtail millet), 1214 nucleotides. RefSeq names its product leucine zipper putative tumor suppressor 2. NCBI's taxonomy places the organism in Eukaryota, Viridiplantae, Streptophyta, Magnoliopsida, Poales, Poaceae. The record is from RefSeq and is a predicted model, not a curated record. The transcript is spliced from 2 exons. Bases 151 to 1068 code for a protein of 305 amino acids.